AUGCACAAGAGAGCAAUAGCACGGACAGCAUCAUCAGUCAUUUUCUUCUUGCUUUUUUCUUCUUUUUUAAUUUAUUCAAUCAAUGCCCAGACGACCAUUGAUGGCUUUAUCAAAACAAAGGAUGAAUUGAAAGAUACUUCGUUUGAUUAUAGCACAAUUUCAAUUCACUUGGUCAACAGCAAGGGUUACGUAAAGGAAAAGGUUGAAGUAUCACCAGAAUCGGGAUUUUGGCUUCUUCCGAUUUAUGACGAAGAUGAUAAGAGUACUUAUACUUUGAAAGCUGUUUCAAGCAACAAGGCUCUUUCAAUUGAACCCGAAGGUAUUGAAGGAAAUUUGAAGACACUAGCCUCCAAGAAGAAUUUAGACUUUUAUAUUGUUGGAUAUAGAAUCACAGCUAGUGGUGCCAUCAAAGUUCAACAGUUAGAUUCCGAAGUAUUAUUGGAGGGAGCACCUGUUGGCGUUCAAGUUACAUUGAAAAAAGGAAAUCAAGCCGAAAGAAAAUCAACAACCAAACAAGAUGGAGCUCUCUCUUUUGACCAAGUAUUGCCUGGCAAUUAUGAGCUAGUUGCAAGUCAUCCAGAAUUAAUCUUUUCUUCUCCUUCCACUUCCUUGACAGUGAACAAAGAUGGAUCCAUUCACAUUGGUAAGCCAAUUGUGAUUGGCGGCUUUAAAGCUGCAGGAAAAGUUGUGCUGUCAUCAAGCAUUGAAGGCUCUGAUAGUGACUUACCAAUUGCUGGUGUUACCGUCUAUCUUAAGAAACCUACUCGCAUUAACAAAGAAAUCUCUCUUCCUUGCACAAAACCUAGCGACCCAGCAAAUGGCAUUUGUGUCACGACCACCGAUAGCAAUGGAUCAUUUGAAUUCAAGGGCUUGCCUGUGUUUGUGAAUGGAGACUAUGUGGUAAGCGCUGAAUACAAAAAAUUCAACAUUGAUCCUGCAGAGAUUAGCUUUAAGCUUGCAAGCCCAAAUAAUGUUGUUAUUAAGAGAAGCUUUAGAGUAACUGGUUUUUCUGUGAGAGGUCAAGUUCUUGAUGCCAAAGAUAAACCAUUAGCUAAGGCCAAGUUGACCAUUAUUAAUAAGAAAACACAAAAACGAAAGGAAAAAUCGACUGACAAUGAAGGCUUCUUUACAUUGGAUGAUUUGAAUGGAAAUGAAGUAUUGGACAUUCAGACCGAAUACAUGGGCUUCACAUUCCCAAAGGUCAGUGUAUCUCCCCUUCCUUCAAAAACUCAAAUGGACAGCAUUAAGCCAACCCACGUUCAGCUUUGUGGAAAUUUAAUCAGUGACACUCCUUUGAGUCAAAAGAGACAAGUGAUUCUUAAGGUUGCCGACCAAAAAUUGCAAACAUCUACAAAGAAUGACUUCUGCUUUGACGUACCAGUUCAAAAGAAAGCCACUACUACCGCAUCAUUGGAAGUUUUGCCUGACAGUGACCAAUUUAAUUUUCAUCCUCUGACAUUUGAGUUCCAUAAUGAACCCAUGAAAGGUCUCCAAAUUGCUCAAACGUUCUUCAAACUUGAUGUUCAACUCAAAUUGAAGUCAGCAGAAAAAGCUACUGUUAUUCUUUUGGAUAAGGAAAAACGCAAGAUUGCUCAACAAGAUACUGACACAACAACUCCAGUCCGCUUUGAAAAUUUAUUGCCAACGAGGUAUACUGUUCGUGUUGAACAGCAAACAGUAUGUUGGAAAUCAAACUCGAACGAAGUAAUUGUUGAUCUAAGAGAUAAGGAUCAAGAAAUUUUAUUUGAACAAAUUGGAUACAGUAUUACAGUCAGAUCUUCUCAUGAAGGAGUUAAACUUUCUUCUAAACUCAAAUCCAGCACAGACAAGACAGUCGUCACCUCUUUGAGAAAAGGAAUGAAUUCAUUGUGUGUACCUACACAUGGUGUGUAUGAACUUUCCAUUCAAGAGAGUUGCUUCAAGUUUAAGGAUGGAAAUAACUAUGAGUAUGAUACAGCCUCUCCAAAAGUUAUUGACUUGGAAGUAUCUGGGUACUUAAUUAGAGGACAAAUUAAUACUCCAUCGAACGAGAAAGUUGUGGUUCACAUUACCAAUCUCGACACACCUCAAGAAAAAUCCACUGUUACAGCAUCAAGAGGUACAAAUUCUUUGAUUUAUCAAUACUUUACAACAACUGCUUCAGAGAGCACCUUUGAGAUUAAGCCUCAAAGCGACACGCUGUUAUUCUUCCCACAAAAAAGAGUAUUCAAAAUUACAAAGGAAAUGAUCCAGAGUGGUAAAUGUAUUCCUGAAAUUCCUUCAUUUGAUGGAAAAGAAGGUAGAUACAUUUCUGGUAGCGUUUCUGAAAAAAUUAAGGGAGUCAAAAUCUCAGUCAACUCUGGAGAACGUGUUGCAUAUACAGAUGACAACGGUACCUUCAAAAUUGGACCUCUCUAUGACGAUGCUGAAUACAAAUUGGCAGCAGAACUUGAAGGUUAUUCAUUCGAGCAAAUCCAGGGUAACAACUUUAAGGCACACAAACUUGCAUCUAUUACUGUAUCUACCCAACUAGAAGGUGUUUUAAUUUCCAUUGUAUCAAGCAAACACAGAAGCAAUACUAUUGUUCCAGCAGAGGGAAAGAUUACAGUGCGCAAUUUAUUGCCUGAUAAAUACUUUGUCAAGGCCACUCUUAAGGAAUAUGAAUUUGAACCAAGCUCAAAGUAUCUUGAAUUAGGUCAAGGAAAGGAUGAAGAAAUUGCUUUUACAUAUAAGAAGACCGGAUUUUCUGCAUUUGGAAGUGUCAAGUCGAUUGGAAACGAGCCUGAACCAGGUGUGACCAUACAAGCCAUUUCCAAAGAUUCUGGAGAAUAUGAAGAAGUCACUACUGAUCAGAAAGGCGAGUUCAGAUUGCGUGGAUUGAAACCAAACAUCAGAUACUACAUUACAGUUGGAAAUACUCAACAUAACAUCGAAAGAUCCUCACCAAAGCAGAUUGUGAUUCAAAAGGAAAACAACAAUGACGUUUUUGGAAAUGACUUUAUCAUUUUCAAGCAAACUACCUUACAAUUCUCUGGAGAAGUCUCUCUUUCUAGCGACAUUUCUAUUCAAGACAAUAUUACAGUUGAAAUUGAUUUAUUGACAAGCUCUAACGCCAAACAAUUCAAGAUUAUUUCUUCCCAAAAGCUUCCUCUCACCAACUUCUUCCAUUUCACCCUACCCGUUGAGAACUAUUUUCGUGACGAUAAUACUAAAUUCUAUAUAAGAGUGACAUCCUCCGGUAAAGCAGGAAAGCUUAACACUGUCACUCACUCAAUUGUAGGUGUGAAAAAUAUUAAGGAGCAAAAUGCACAGGAAGAAAAUCAAAGAGACAAGUCUUCAAGUGCUGGGGCUGCUUCACUCGGCUCUGAUAUUCAAGUUGAAACCCUCUCUUCUACCAAAUAUCACUCUCUCAUUAACUUCUCUUUGAAGCCAAGUGAGCCAUCCCGAUCACAAACUGGAUCUCACGAUCACAUCGACCAAAAACCUCUAUUUGCAUUGGUAUUCAUUCUCUUAGUUAUUGCUGCCUAUAGAUAUAGAUCCACUAUCGAAGGCCUGUUAAGAAAGUAG
Messenger RNA from Naegleria lovaniensis, 3546 nucleotides. RefSeq lists its product as uncharacterized. The record is from RefSeq and is a predicted model, not a curated record. Gene Ontology annotation, cellular component: endoplasmic reticulum membrane. The coding region runs from base 1 to 3546 and encodes 1181 amino acids. NCBI's taxonomy places the organism in Eukaryota, Heterolobosea, Eutetramitea, Acrasida, Naegleriidae. The transcript has a single exon.